Strigops habroptila (Kakapo) is the source of this 9839-nucleotide messenger RNA. It is a transcript of the gene ARV1, whose product is annotated as ARV1 homolog, fatty acid homeostasis modulator. The coding region runs from base 50 to 754 and encodes 234 amino acids. The transcript is spliced from 5 exons. NCBI's taxonomy places the organism in Eukaryota, Metazoa, Chordata, Aves, Psittaciformes, Psittacidae. Gene Ontology annotation, biological process: sterol metabolic process; sphingolipid metabolic process; regulation of plasma membrane sterol distribution. Gene Ontology annotation, cellular component: cortical endoplasmic reticulum; Golgi apparatus. The record is from RefSeq and is a predicted model, not a curated record.
AGCGAGGCGGUUUGAAGCGCUGACAGGCCGGGGCGUGCUCUCGCCCACCAUGGCGGCGCUUGGCGCCUACCGCUGCAUCGAGUGCAGCAGGGAGGCGGCGGAGCUGUACAGGGACUACCAGCGUGGGGUGCUCCGCAUCUCCAUCUGCAAAUCCUGCCAGAAACCAGUGGACAAAUACAUUGAGUAUGAUCCUGUUAUCAUUUUGAUUAAUGCUGUUUUAUGUAAAGCACAAGCAUACAGACACAUUCUUUUCAAUACGAAGAUAAAUAUUCAUGGGAAGCUCUGCAUAUUUUGUUUGCUCUGUGAAGCUUAUCUCAGGUGGUUGCAACUACAGGAUUCAAGCCAAAAUACAGAUCCUGACGACUUAAUCAGAUAUGCCAAGGAAUGGGAUUUUUAUAGAAUGUUUGGUAUAGCUUCUUUAGAACAAACUUCAUUUUUGGUUGGCAUUUUUAUUACCUUAUGGUGGAUGAGACCUGAGAUGCUGAAAACAAAGUCUGACUUAAUUUUACUUCUCAAAGCACUGCUGUUGUCUAGCUAUGGAAAGCUUUUGCUAAUUCCAGCUGUUAUCUGGGAACAUGACUACACACCUUUGUGCCUUGCAUUUAUAAAAGUGUUUGUCUUGAUAUCAAACUCUCAGGCAAUUAGAGUUACAUUGAACUUGAACCGAAUUCUCCCUUGGUUGGCCAUCUUCUUUGGAUUAAUUCUGGAAAAUGGUGUAGUCUGCUUGGUCCAGAAAUUGAGAUGGGAUGUUUGAGACAUCAGCCCAGAUCUGAAGAAAUACCAACAACAUUAUAAUCAUUUUCUAAGAAUGAUCUCUGCCAGCAGGCUUCAAAGACACUAUUUUCAUCAUGAUAAAGAAGGUGAUAAAUAACAAAAACUUGCAUUAGUGGUAAGUGUAGACAGUUUUAGGAUGAGUUAAACUGAGAAACCUCAGAAGUUUGGCUAUAUAAUGUGGUGAGCCAUAAAACUUCAUAGAAUCACAGAAUGGUUAGGGCUGGAAAGGACCUUAAGAUCAUCUAGUUCCAACCCCCCCUGCCAUGGGCAGGGACACCUCACACUAAACCAUGUCACCCAAGGCUCUGUCCAACCUGGCCUUGAACACUGCCAGGGAUGGAGCAUUCACAGCUUCCUUGGGCAACCCAUUCCAGUGCCUCACCACCCUCACUGUAAAGAACUUCUUCCUUAUAUCUAAUCUAAACUUCCCCUGUUGAAGUUUAAACCCAUUACCCCUUGUCCUAUUGCUGCAGUCCCUGGUGAAGAGUCCCUCCCCAGCAUCCUUGUAGGCCCCCUUCAGAUACUGGAAGGCUGUUAUGAGGUCUCCACGCAGCCUUCUCUUCUCCAGGCUGAACAGCCCCAACUCUCUCAGCCUGUCUUCAUACGGGAGGUGCUCCAGCCCCCUCAUAAUCCUCGUGGCCUCCUCUGGACUUGCUCCAACAGCUUAAUGUUGAGGACACCGGAACUGUACACAAUACUCCAAGUGGGGUCUCAGGAGUGCAGAGUAAAGGGGCAAGAUCACCUCCUUCGACCUGCUGGUCAUGCUGCUUUUGAUGCAGCCCAGCACACAGUUGGCUUUCUGGGCUGUGAGUGCACACUGAUGGCUUAUGUUCAGCUUCUUGUCGAUCAACAUCCCCAACUUCUUCUCCGCAGGGCUGCUCUGAAUCUCUUCUCCCCCCAACCUGUAGCUGUGCCUGGGAUUGCCCCAGCCCAGCUUGUUGUCAUCAGCAAACUUGCUGAGGGUGCACUUAAUCCCACUGUCCAUGUUGCCAACAAGCCUUAGCUUGUUUAUUUUCUCAUUAAAAAAUAUGAAUGCGUCACUGUCCUAAUAGCUUUAUGAAUCUGGCCACGUAGCUAUGGCUGUAACAAAAAAGGUACACUAAAAAAAAUCAGCACUGCUACCAAUCACUUCAUUUUGGCAGAAGGAGGAGGAUGAAUUGUUCCCUUAUGGGGAAGGAAGAGAGUCAGUGGAAAAACGUAAAAGCCCAAAUUUAUAUUUCCGCAGAAGCAGAUUUUUCAAAGAGAAAAGUAAACACGUGCAAACAGGUUAUUAGAGAAAAGGCAAGUAUUGCAGAGUAAUGCUACAGUGGGAAAACUAAGUUGCAUUCUCUCGCAUGUUUAUAUCAUAAUCCAAAAUAACAAAAUAACCAGUUCUAGAGUAAUCUUCAGGAAUUAUAGUUUUAACUGGCAUGAAAUUUUAUGUGAUCUCAUAAAUGCUUCUGCUUUGUUCGUGAAGCUGAAAAGAGUGAAAGGACUCUGAUCCCCAGUAUAUGUGGUUGUUUGGGAUAUUACAUUUAAUAUUAAGCCAUAUUGCCUGCACCCAGCCCUCAUCUGGCAGCAGUUUUAGUGGAAGCAAAAAAUGAAGUAUGAGGCUGCUCAGGAAUAGAGUAGUACUUGUUAAACAAACCAACCAACCAAUUCAGGUGUUUAGGCCUGAAUUAGUGAAGAAACACUGAAGUUCUGCACCUUUUUACCCAGCAGCCAAAGAAAGGGCACAAACCUUUUGUGCACACCAGUUUCCAUUAUGUUCCAUCCAAUAUUUAAGUUUCCUGCUUCAGUUCUGGAAGGCUGCACUAUCUAUAGGUAGUACUUCAUUCUUCAUUUUCCUCAGAUGCAGUCUCCUAUCUCUGUUUUGCAACAUCUUCAAGUUAAUUCCAAACAGGUUUAGAGUAAGUCUGGAAUAUGAGCACAGAAGGCAUCGGGCAUGUUUAUCUGGUGCAACUGCCCAUGUCAUGGUAAGUUAUUUGGUCAGAAAAGCAAAUGGUUGCUGAUUCUGUUUUAAUAGGUCAGAGGCUGACACCAGUCCUGUGCCAUUUGUGUUACACUUCACAUCUUUCUGAGCAUGUAGAGAAGGCAAAAAAACCCCCAACAAAUUGCAAACUCUUUAAGUCCAUGGGACAGUUUAACACCACAAUUGCUCCAGCAAGCACAUAGUUUUGAAGGUUUAUGAGGGAUCCACCUUGCUAGUGAAUCAGUGGCCAGGUAAUUUGAGUGUAGGUGUGUAGUUGGCUCACUGGCUGAGCAGCAGCUUUGGCAACAUGGUACCUAGAACAUGCUUUGCUUUACAUAAUUAGAUCUGGGGAGAUAUUCCUCCCCAAAAAGCUUUUUUUAAAAACGGCAUGUUGCCAAAGGUGCUGCAAGUAGUGCACAUUUUCCUCCCACACCACCAGCACACAGUGUUGCGACAGAGGCUGCAGGUGGAGAAGGUGUGAAGGGAAUGAGCAGUAGAUCUUUAAGAAAAGCUUCAGGGAUGCUGGUAUGGACUACUUUUAUUUUCCUCCUUCACCUUGAGUUAGAGGGAAGCCCGUGCUGGAGCAGGUCCUCCUGGCAGGCCCUGUGGCCCCAUGGAGAGAGGAGCCCAUGCUGGAGCAGGUUUGCUUGGCAGGCCUGUGACCCCGUGGUGGACCCACGCUGGAGCAGUCUCUUCCUGAAGAACUGUGCCCAUGAAAGGGACCCACACUGGAGUUUCUGAAGAACUGCAGCCUGUGGGAAGGACUCAUGUAGAAGAAGUUUGUGGAGGACUGUUUCCCAUGGGAGGAACUCCACACUGGAGCAGGAGAAGGGUGUGAGGAGUCCUCCUCUGAGGAGGAAACAGCAGCAGAGAUGUGUGAUGAACUGACCGCAACCCCCAUUCCCUGUCCCCCUGUGCUGCUGGGGUGGGGAAGGAGGUACACAACUCAGGAGUAAAGUCAAGCCCAGGUAGAAGGGAGAGGUGGGAGGAAAGUAUUUUUAAGAUUUGGUUUUAUUUCUCAUUAUUCUACACUGACUUGAUUGGUAAUAAAUUAAUUUCCCUGAGUCAACUCUGUUUUGCCCAUGACAGUAACUGGUGAGUGAUCUCUCCCUCUCCUUAUCUCAACCCACAAGUGUUUUGUUCUAUUUUCUCUCCCCUGUCCAGCUGAGGAGGGGAAUGAUAGAGCGACUUUGGUGGGGAGGUGGCAUCCAGCCAGGGUCAACCCCACCGCAACUCUGUAUGUCCCUCUUUGGAAAAUACACAUUCCUUCUACUGCCAGUUUUGGUUUUGUAAUGAUUUACCAACAGUGCCUUAGUUUGUUCCUUUUAGGUUAGAUUAUUUUUUCUUAUUAAUCAUGUGUGUCAUGGUUAUACACAAAAGACUUAAUUUUUUCCUGAAAUUUCUCCCUUGUCUGCUCUGGCACUGGUUUCAGUCUAAAGGCUGAGUGGAGCACAUUAAGUAUGAUUAAUGCAAGGGGAAGGUUUUGCAUUAGAUGUAAUGUAAGUAUUACCUAGUCAGCAGCAAAAUUGUAAAUACAAUGUGUAUAAAUUUUGUUUGGAGACAGCUUUCUUAAAGUUUAUUUUGAAUUUAAAAGAAAUUAUUUCAGGGCAUUUUGUGAGUUUUAUUCAGAAGACCCAUAAGAGACAUGAACACAUUCCGAGAGAUGAAGUGCUUAUCUAUUGUGUCACAUAUGCCAGUAACACAUCAGUUAUGCGCUCUGUAAUGCUAUCAGGAGCUACCACUGUCUUUAUGCAACUUUGAGGAUGGAGGAGAAAAUUAAUAGCUACAGAGCCGUGAAACAAAAACUGGUGUUGUACAGGUUUUCAGUCUUCAGAGGCAUCAUUGUUGUCUAGUGAUAUCGGACAUUCUGCCUUGUGUGGUUUUAGGGCUACUUAUUUACCAGAACUAGCAUGACAAAUACAUUAAAAUUUGAUAAAUCUUGGGGGAACUCAAGAAUGCCUCUGUGUGUGGGGGCAGGUGCGUGUGCAUUUUUGAUGCCUUUGGAAAAGUGUUCCAUAUGGUGCUUCAGAGAAAACCGAGACUAUUUUAAGGUACUGCCUGUUUAAAACAGUCAUCUCUCUCUUGCUUUUAUUCCUUUUUAUACUUCCAGCUCCUCCUCUUUCACAAACUCUUUGUAAUGAAAUAGUCAUCUGUGAUGGAAGAUGUAUGACAAAUAGCUUGCCCUUUAGAUAUCUAUAUAUAUAUAGAUAUAUAUAUGUUCAGUUGCUUCAUUAACUUAUGGGAAAGGAUUUACUUGGGUUAAAAAUAUAACAGCCUGCAAAUGAACCCAUGUAAACUCUUUCAAGAUUUGGUUGGAAUCAAAGGGGGUAUCAUGACCUAUAGGAAAUUUGUGAGCCUAUGGAGUUCUGUCGGAUGAAAUGCACGGAAGAUGUUAUUCAGAAUUGGGUUGAGCAAUAGUUUAGUGAUUACACAGUGGGAGCUGGGAAUUUUAACUGGGUCCAUAGGGCAGAUCCCAAGUAUUCAGAAAUUACACAAAAUUGGAUAAUUAGAGUAUAAGCUAGGAGGGGGCUUAAAAGAGAAUGUAGGUGUCGGGCACACUUUCACAAAAUUUAAAAGUUGAGAAGACUAAAAACUAAGGGAAUAGAGAAAAUAUUUAAGUCAUGAGUAUGAAUGAAUGAUUAAGCAAAUACAUGAAUGUUCUACCCCUAAGUCCUACUCCUAAGUUUUCAAAGGAUGAACAUGAAGGAAGAAUAAGUAGACAUUUUUACGAUUGUCUAAGUGACAAUAUGAAAUGGCAAAGGAUGUCUUCCAAACAGUAAAGUCUAUGGUUUUCCCUAGAAAAGUUGCUUAUAACCUCAUUACUUCAGUGGUUUGCACUCGAUCCUUGAAAAUACACUUUUAUAAGCAACUGCAGAGAUAAGACUUCAUCAUGUGACUAGGUGGAGCUGUACAACAGCAGAGCUGCUCCCUGCAUUCUGCAGUAGUGUGUGUUGCAUUACGUUUUGCUAGUGGAGGCAAGGGCUACCACCCUUGUGACCUUGUGCACGUACAGACAAGCGAGUCCUUUCUUCCAUGACAAGCUGUAUCUCAGGCAUAUAAACCGCCAUUUGUUAGCCCAGUCUUCUCUGAACUGAAAGUAAAAUAGGACAUCUGCACUGGAAAGCCAUUAGCAGCUGAUUUCUCAUAAAACAAGAAAGCUCUUGUUUUUCAGGAGCUCACGUGCUUUUGGACUCUAUCAGCUCUCCCCCAGCUGCGUAGUGUUAAGCACCACAGUGCCAUCUGGAGAUGGAAGGGGAAGCACUGUUGUUUCCAAAACGAAGGAACAUAAAAGCACUGUAAAUACGUAUUCUUUGAUUAAUUUUUGUUUUGCAAAAUUCAAGCUUUUAAACCUAACAUUCAUUUUCAGUUUGGAGAAAUGCUCGAGUGAAGUUACUGAUGAAAACAGGCCACGAUACUUGUUUUGGUGACUUGGUAUCAGGGUCAGUUCAAUAUAUGCACCAUGAAAGCUAUAAAAUGCUAAUUAUUUUAGCGUGGCAUCUCUUUGUUUAAGGCAAACAGUCCUGUAAAUUGGGAUUAUUCUAAGUAGCCUCACUGAGCUCAGAGAAAAUUCAUAUGGCAAAAGACAGAGUGAAUGCAUUCCUCUGCUGCUAAAAAUCAACAGGAAUUUUGUUGCUGAAUUACUUUGAAACCCAGGCUGGUGCAGUUAAAACUUGCAGGAAGGUGCAUAACAAGAUUCUCAUUUUCUCUCCUGCCUCUUAUAAUGCUGUUCUGACCUUCUUAGUCUUUCCAGUAAUGCUUACUAUAUUACUGAGGUGGCUAGAAAGAAGAGCUGAACAUGAGGAGCUUUGUAAAAUCUUUUUCCUAAACAUGACCUGCUGUCCUGAAUUUGUAAAGCUCUUUUGAGCCCUGUAUAGAUAAACAGGAGGUCUGCAAAGCAGCUAGGAAAAAUUGCCAAUGUUGUUUCAAUUUCUAUUCAUUAGGAUAAUAGAUACUGUUCAGGUUUGUUUUGGGGUCUUUUUCUGGGUAAAAAUGUAGUUUACAUUCCUUUAUAGAAUACUAUAAGACUGUGAACUCAUAUAGUACAAGUGCCGACUGCUGCAGAAACAAAUCCAGAUGACCCUCAUAAUUUCUUCUAAUCUCUAACUGUAAUUCUGAGUACAUUUUAGGCAAAAGAACUGUUGUCCACAAGCUGCAUGGAAGUCCCUGCCAUAGCUACCUGAGCAGAGGAGUAGAGACCUGAAUUAAGACCUGAAUCCUAAUGCUGGCUAUAAGACCGACUACUGCUGCAACCUUGAGCAAGUCAUACAUGUAGCUCCAUAAAAUGAUUGUACCUCCAUCAUCACAGGAUAAAUUUGCUCAUGUCUGCUUAAAAAGGUGAAAAGCAUUAAGUCCUCUCAGCUGCAGGUUGUUGGGAGUCAGUGAACACCAUGAAUGAUAUUGAAACAGACAUGCCAGGAGCCAGAAAAUGUGAGUAUUUAAGGUGACAUGUUUAAAGUCUUUGUUAUGUUGAGAAGCUUUAAUUCUGAGCCUUGCUGGCAUACAGUUCUGUAACAUACAUAUCUGAAAAUUUUAGGGGUAUUUACAGCAAAUCAUGAAUCCCUUAUCUUGAAUUUCAAGUCACUGUAGCUGCUGUGUGUUCAAAUAAAUCUGAAAUUAGUUUAAAAACUCAGAGGGGAGGGAGCUGGCACAUUAACUGAUCUUUCAGCUAUCUGAAAGGAAAAUUAAGGUAUCUUAUUUUGCAAUUUGAGGCUUUGAGGUAGAAAGCACAGGUAGGUCUUGUGUAAAAAUUAUCUUAAAAAAAAAAUAAAUGACAAACCAUUGGUAUCUUUGUAAAUGAAUCAAGUAACAUUGCACAAAUUUAAACAAGAAAACAAAAUCUCAUCAACACACUCCUACUCACCUUGCAUUCUCUUCUCAGAACUGCUAAUUCACUCUCUAAUCAUCUGUGGGUGUUACCUUUACAGUGAUUCCCUGCCAUGCAUGCUGUAGCCCAUCAGUGCUGUUGUACAUGCAUCACUCCUAAACUUUGAUUCCUUUUUUGGUGUCUCACUUCACUUCCAGUAUGAAGCUUUGGUUCUAACCUUCAAAGCCAUUGAUGUAUCAUGUCUUGGCUACAGCAGAGAUAGCAUCUCUUUCUCUCAGUAGGACUACAGCGUUCUUUUGAUCACCAGAAAUCAAAAGCCAACAAAAGUGUAAUGAUAACUAGGAAGAAAACAUUCUUCAUCUACAGCAUCCACUGAAUAACGAAGUGCCAUAUGACAGCACCAGAAAAAAUGGCUUGGACUUUACAGGAUAGGGAGCAAAAGUGAAUGUAUCGCUUUCAGCAUACUCCUCAUCCAUUUUUUCAGCAACACAAAUCUGUUUCCCUAUGAGGAUAUUUCUCCUACUCAGUAGCGUGGAAAUGGCAGGUGGGUUGCACAGCAAGGAAAACACAAUCCAGCUCUUACUCAUUCCAUCCUGGGAGAGAGCAAAAUGAAAAUAGAACAGUGCUGAUCAGUGAAUCAGCAAGGGUGGACAGAUUAUUCAAAACCUUUCCUUUGGAAAAGCAAAUUAACUGCUGUGGAUGAACACAAUGGUAGGUAUUUGGCUUUUUACAUAACCACAUGACAAGACUUGAUUUGUAUUAAAGCUCACAUAUUUUCAAACUUUAUUUUACUCUUGUUUCAUUUUAAGCAGAUUUCCCCUAAAAUCUUUCCUGAUCAAUUGGGCAAUUUAUUUAAAUGGGUGGUGGUGGGAGGUGUAUAUAUGGAAAGCAAGAGAAGGUCAAUCCUAUUCUUACAGCCUGUGCAUUUUCUGCCUUAUCUGUGCAUGAAAUUGUGCACCUUCUGACCCUAUAAAGGUCCUACACUGAAAGAAAAAGCCACCUAGGAGAAAGACGCCUUAUCCCCACAAUAGUUUGACUAUUGUGCAAAAGGACAAGAUUGUAUCAGUUUAAAAAAGUCAUGUCUCUGAUCAAACGGCAUCAAAACCAUGUACAGAUCAUGUCUGCCUUCCCUCAUUGUUACUCAUCUGCUUUCAUUUAAAAAAAACACCAGCAUGGUGAUGCUAAUCUAAUUCAGCUGCAGGAGUGCUUUGAUAGAAUGUUCAGAGAGGUGUUUUUAAUCCUCUACAAUAUGUCCUGCUAGAGGGUGGCAAAACAGGAAGCCCUCGCAUGCAGAUCCUUCCUCACUAUAAAUGGCAGGGUGGAAGGUGCCAUCUGUAAUUUCAUGCCAUUACACCAAAAAGCGCUGGCUCCUCUAAGCUCCUCGCAGCAGCUGCUCCUGAAGGCUCAGCUCUUUGUCCCGAGCAGGCAGCUGCCUUUGCCACCGCCCAUGGGAACAGCUUUGUUUUCACAGGAUCGGAUGGGGCUAGAAGCGAACGCAGAGGUCAUCUGGUCCUUCCUCCAGCCGUCAGGCUGGACGGGCACUCUUGACAGAUGUUCUCACUGGCAGGCAGAGAUCCUGGCUCUGAGAGACCACAGCUAAACACCUUUCCUAAAUUAGGAGACCUGCCAGCUCUUACUGUGUGCAGUGGAAGUUUGAUGCCCAGUUGUUUUUCAGCUAUGACCAUUUAUUCAAGCAAUACAGUUUUGUGAAAAUACAAGAUUUUACUUGAGGAAUCCAUUGUUAAGAUCUAGUAAGUUUGUGUCCUCACUUUUAUUCUCCAGGUUGCACACUUCCAAUUCUCUGCUACCCCCUGCAACAGCCUUGCUAAGCCAGCAACAUGAAAAUCCAUUAGACAGAUUCCUUGACUGUAGGGCUGCAAAGCAUUUAAGACUUUUAAAUAAAUAAGGCAGCCUGUACCUCUUCAGAUCUACUACAGGCUUCUUAUAAAGAUUUACACACUGGGUUACACAGAAUUAAGUUGAAACAAAAAUAAGAUCACUGCCUACAAAUGAAAUAAUUUAAUUCAGAGAAUGAGAGAAUGGGCACGGUGAAUUGAGAUCUCUGUUCCUGGAGAAUAAACACAUCUGUACAAAAUCCCUUCUAAUUUGCAGAAGAAAUUAUAGUGUAAAUUUCCAUAUUCGGCACACUUUUAAAGCAGACACAAAUUAAUGUCUGUGGUAAUAGUGAGAUGUGCUUGGCUUCUCUAAUACUGAUUGAUGUAUUCUGUCCAUACACACCUGCAUUUGAAAGCAUAGAAAAGAGGUUUAUUCUCUGUGAGAAGUGACAUU